AUGCGCAGCUCUACGGGUAUGUUCAGGGCCUGGAAGAAAAGCUUCGCCGUCUGGGGAGAGCUGCGGAUGCUAAAGAACGAAACACACCCCCAAGAUACACAAGCCACGCUAAUCGUCAACAACAAUAACCUCUAUGAGAACUUUGAGAUACAAGAAUCAGCAAUGGUAGAUCCACCAUGCAGCCCUCAAGGCGUUUCCGGAGGCAAUGUAGAAAAUGCAGGCACCAUUGCCGACAACGUCGAAGGUCCAGUACAAGGCCCUCUUGCGAGGCCAUGGCCCGCACCAGACCAGACCUCAACAUUUGGACAGCAAUUGACAGCCCUCUCCCUGGAGGCUACUGCCGAGCGACACUUGGGUUCGACCACAGGACUCUCCUUCGCAAACUUGACACAGAAGAUCCUACGUCGUUUGACACCCGACAAGGCGGAUUUUGUAUUCAAUAACCCCCAAGAAACCAAUACGGGAAUCGACCUCGUAAAUUUCAGCUCACCUUCAGACCCUUUCAACGACUCUUUCUUCCAGAACUUGAGUGAGUCCAUCUCCACUCAUCCGCUUCUAUUUGGUGAUCUCUUCUUUGCCGACUUGGCCGGGUCCGGCACAGCCCUUGAUUCUCUGGCAUGGCCAAGCGAUGAGGCAUAUGUGCGCCGACUAGUCGAUUUCUAUUUUGCUCACUCCCAUACCCUCUACCCAAUAUUGAAGCGGUCCGAGGUCAUGGACACUCUUGAAAGAAUCUGUCAAGAUCCUCAAAGCCUGGCGACACAAGCACCCGUGCACGUCUUCAGAAUCUGGAUGGUCCUGGCGAUCGGUUCCACUGCUUACUCUUCCGUUACCCUGACUGAGGAAUCGGAAUCAAUGCUCUUUUAUAACAACGCUAUGCAGUAUUCUGAGCAAGCGUUGGGCGGUGAUGAAAUGUCUGCCUUGGAGGCUAUAAUGCUUCAGGUCUCCUUUUCCUUUUUCAACCAACUUGGUCCUACAAUACGCAGUGUUGUUUCCAUUACUUUGGGACGACCUUUCGCACUUCAUGACGACGAUAUAGAUGUAACACCCUUUGAAAAUGCCGAUGAGGAGUUUAUACACGCCGACCGUAUAAGCCCCCAGAGCCCACUUCAGCCCUCUCUUAUGGCUGUUCCGCUGCACAUUUUAUCACUGCGUAAGAUUGCAGGCAAAAUUUCGCGCAAGGUGUACAGAAACGCCAAAGAUACAAAUAUGACUUCACAAGAACGUGAGGCAAUCAUAGCUUCAUUACACCAAGAACUUCUCAAUUGGCGCCGGAGCAUGCCAUUCCCGCUCCCCGACGUCAACGACAACGUACCACAUCUCAACACAACCUGGUAUGACUUCAACUACUAUACCCAUCUUGCCAUGAUAUACAGACCAUCCCCAUUAUGUCCCGUUUCGGAUUUGAAGCGGAUCAAAAUGUUGGAGAUGGCAGCGUCAAUGUCACUCCGCCAAGCUUUCAGCAUGCAUCAACAACAACGAUUUGCAUACAACUGGUUGAAUUUUCUCGCCCUUUUUACAGCUACCUUGUCGUUAAUCUAUGCAAUAACGGCUCAACCUGAUGAUCUCAGUGCCGUCUUGAGAAACACGCGAGCUAUCGCUGACCUGGACCUUUCAACGCAGCUUUUCGAGAUCUUUGGGCUGAAGUUUUCUGAGGCGAAGAAGAUUCAAGGCAUGAUCGCGGAGGUAUCUCAGCGAUAUAAGGAGGUCCUCGCUGUAAAGGAUAUAGAGCCCAAUAUGACUUAUCAUGGUGAAAUAUGA
Molecule: messenger RNA, 1758 nt
Organism: Penicillium coprophilum
Lineage: Eukaryota; Fungi; Ascomycota; Eurotiomycetes; Eurotiales; Aspergillaceae
Product: fungal specific transcription factor domain-containing protein
Exons: 5
Coding region: 1-1758 (585 amino acids)
Biological process (GO): DNA-templated transcription; positive regulation of transcription by RNA polymerase II
Molecular function (GO): DNA-binding transcription factor activity, RNA polymerase II-specific; sequence-specific DNA binding; zinc ion binding
Source: RefSeq, a predicted model, not a curated record